CAGCCCAAGUAUAUCCAGGAGUUUCUUUUACACGCUACGCUAUCCUCGGCGACGAUAUCGUCAUCGGAGAUGAGCGGGUGGCUGAGCAUUAUUGCGAGCUAAUUUCGCCACUGAAUGUUCCAUUUUCGUUAGAGAAAUUGUUAGUAUCGUCAGUUGGUGCUUUGGAGUUUGCUAAGCGGUUCUUCAUACGCGGAGUGACUAAGGACUUUUUUCCUGUCUCCUGUCACAUGUUAAGAUCCUUAGUUAGUUCCAUAUCCCUUGUUCCUAUAAUGAGGGCAAUUAUUUCUAAGGAUCUUCCAUUGUCGUAUCGUUUAUGGGAAGCUGGGUACCGGGUGUAUACUCGACGCACGGCGCCUCCUAGGAGACACUGGAAUCGACAUUUCCUCAUCUUUCACUCACCGAACG
Messenger RNA from Nicotiana tabacum (common tobacco), 405 nucleotides. NCBI's taxonomy places the organism in Eukaryota, Viridiplantae, Streptophyta, Magnoliopsida, Solanales, Solanaceae. The record is from RefSeq and is a predicted model, not a curated record.